Messenger RNA from Melanotaenia boesemani (Boeseman's rainbowfish), 2562 nucleotides. It is a transcript of the gene hspa8b, whose product is annotated as heat shock protein family A (Hsp70) member 8b. Lineage: Eukaryota; Metazoa; Chordata; Actinopteri; Atheriniformes; Melanotaeniidae. The transcript is spliced from 9 exons. Gene Ontology annotation, molecular function: ATP-dependent protein folding chaperone; ATP binding; misfolded protein binding. The record is from RefSeq and is a predicted model, not a curated record. Gene Ontology annotation, biological process: vesicle-mediated transport; cellular response to unfolded protein; protein refolding. The coding region runs from base 280 to 2223 and encodes 647 amino acids. Gene Ontology annotation, cellular component: plasma membrane; cytoplasm; nucleus.
CCGUGGAAAUCAGCUGAAUUGUUUUUUUAAUUGGACAAUUUGGUGAAGCAGAAAUAUUGUUGGAAGAGGACUGGCCAGCCUCCUGUGUUCUAGAGAAUUGUGGGUGGGAAGAUUUUUGAGGAGGCGCGGCCGCUCCAGCUGACGCACGCGACUAGCAAACAUCGACGGCUCUCGAGACUCACCACUGCCAUAGUUGCUAAGGCAGCCAGCCUACGGUACCAGUUGCGACAGUUGUAAACCAAGAGCACGGCAGAUAAAACAGCUGUGUAUAACGAAGCCAUGUCCAAGGGACCAGCAGUUGGAAUUGACCUGGGUACUACCUACUCCUGUGUGGGAGUGUUUCAGCAUGGCAAAGUUGAGAUUAUUGCCAAUGACCAGGGAAACAGGACCACACCCAGUUAUGUUGCCUUUACUGACACCGAGAGGCUCAUUGGAGAUGCAGCCAAGAAUCAGGUGGCUCUGAACCCCAAUAACACAGUAUUUGAUGCCAAGCGUCUUAUUGGACGUCGGUUUGAUGACAGCGUUGUCCAGUCAGACAUGAAGCACUGGCCCUUUACAGUGAUCAAUGAUGCUUCACGCCCCAAAGUAAAGGUGGAAUAUAAGGGUGAGACCAAGACCUUCUAUCCAGAAGAGAUCUCCUCCAUGGUACUGCUCAAAAUGAAAGAAAUUGCAGAGGCCUACCUUGGCAAGACUAUAACAAAUGCUGUAGUGACCGUGCCUGCCUACUUCAAUGACUCUCAGCGCCAGGCAACCAAAGAUGCAGGGACCAUUUCUGGCCUUAAUGUCCUUCGUAUCAUCAAUGAGCCGACUGCUGCCGCCAUAGCUUAUGGUCUGGACAAAAAGGUUGGAUCUGAGAGAAAUGUUCUCAUCUUUGACCUGGGUGGUGGCACAUUUGAUGUCUCCAUAUUGACUAUUGAAGAUGGCAUCUUUGAGGUGAAGUCAACAGCUGGCGAUACACACUUGGGCGGUGAAGACUUUGACAGUCGCAUGGUUAACCACUUCAUCUCUGAGUUCAAGCGCAAGUACAAGAAAGAUAUCAGUGACAACAAGAGGGCAGUGCGUCGUCUGCGCACAGCAUGUGAGAGAGCCAAGCGCACCCUGUCCUCCAGCACGCAGGCCAGCAUCGAAAUCGAUUCCCUUUAUGAGGGCAUCGAUUUUUACACCUCCAUCACCAGGGCCCGGUUUGAGGAGCUGAAUGCAGACCUGUUCCGAGGAACGCUUGAGCCAGUAGAAAAAGCUCUUUGCGAUGCUAAGAUGGAUAAAGCUCAAAUUCACGACAUCGUCUUGGUGGGAGGGUCCACUCGUAUUCCCAAAAUCCAGAAGCUGCUGCAGGACUUCUUCAAUGGAAAGGAACUCAAUAAGAGCAUUAAUCCUGAUGAGGCGGUUGCCUAUGGUGCAGCUGUACAGGCAGCCAUCUUAUGUGGCGACAAAUCGGAGAAUGUUCAGGACCUGCUGCUGUUGGAUGUGACUCCUUUGUCUCUGGGCAUUGAGACUGCUGGUGGUGUCAUGACAGUGCUUAUCAAGAGAAACACCACUAUCCCCACCAAGCAGACCCAGACCUUUACCACCUACUCAGACAAUCAGCCUGGUGUGCUCAUUCAGGUAUUUGAAGGUGAAAGAGCCAUGACCAAAGACAACAACCUGUUAGGUAAAUUUGAGCUGACUGAAAUUCCUCCAGCUCCUCGAGGGAUUCCUCAGAUUGAGGUUACUUUUGAUAUAGACGCAAAUGGCAUCAUGAAUGUGUCUGCGGUCGACAAGAGCACAGGGAAAGAGAAAAAGAUUACAAUCACCAAUGACAAAGGCCGCUUGAGCAAGGAGGAUAUUGAGCGUAUGGUCCAGGAGGCGGAAAAGUACAAAGCCGAGGAUGAUGUGCAGAGAGAGAAGGUGGCUGCUAAGAAUGGUCUGGAGUCUUAUGCCUUCAAUAUGAAAUCCACUGUGGAGGAUGACAAACUGAAGGACAAGGUCAGCGAGGAUGACAAAAAGAAGAUUUUGGAUAAGUGUAACGAGGUCAUCAGCUGGUUGGAUAGAAAUCAGACGGCAGAGAAAGAGGAGUUUGAGCAUCAGCAGAAGGAGCUGGAGAAAGUGUGUAACCCCAUCAUGACCAAGCUGUACCAAAGUGCAGGAGGUGUUCCAGGGGGAAUGCCUAGCGGCUUUCCCGGAGCUGGAGGUGCUCCAGGAGCAGGAGGAUCUAACUCUGGCCCCACAAUCGAGGAAGUCGACUAAACUACAGAAGUGGCGCAACAGACAUGCACAAACAUGUUAUUUACUUUUUAUGAGGCGUGUGUGAAGGGUAACUGCGUUAGUAUUGUUACAGAGGUAUUAAAAAGCCAAGAAGAAUUAAUUGUAGUUCUUUGGGGGAAGGGUCUUGCUAAUAUUUUUUUUGUAUGCCAGGUUUGAGGUAUUGUUUAUAUCCGUUUCUUGGUAAGCACUUUUUCAUGGCAUCUAUGUUCCUUUUAAGCAGACGUGUUGAUGGUUACAUUACCAGUGUUAUCUUGGUUACUCUGGAGCUGAGUGUUUCUUGGCUGCUGAUUGAGACAAAAUAAAGGAUUCUUUUGACUUUGA